Molecule: messenger RNA, 793 nt
Organism: Anguilla anguilla (European eel)
Lineage: Eukaryota; Metazoa; Chordata; Actinopteri; Anguilliformes; Anguillidae
Gene: saxo4
Product: protein phosphatase 1, regulatory subunit 32
Exons: 8
Coding region: 16-693 (225 amino acids)
Molecular function (GO): phosphatase binding
Source: RefSeq, a predicted model, not a curated record
UCCGUUGAACACUAAAUGGAUGAGCAGGUGGAGACAGACAAGCCCCCCCUCAGUGCUGGAAACCCAAGAGGGCAGAUCAACAGCAGCACACUCAACUGCCCGUUCCUGCCAGCUCCCUACUUCAGCCAAAAUAAUGUGGAGAGCGGCUACAGUCGCCACAGCAGAGACCCGUUGGGAUGGCCUGCGUGUCCCCCACCUCCACCUCCACCUCCACCUCCUGCCCGCGUCCUGAAGACCCUCGUAGUUGGGAAGAAGGAGGAGUCCGGGUUUGUCCGCAACACGUCAAAACUGAAGACCUUGGGCCAGAACUUCGACGACCCUCAACGCUUCCUCACCUUCUACAACAGCGAGUUCUGUUAUGGCGGCGUUCUGAGCCAGAUGAGACCAGAGUUUCGGGGCUAUGAGAUGCUGUCUUUCCCAGCGCCUUACGGUCUCCAAGAGUCCGGCUUCACUCGAGGAAACGGGAACCCUCUGACCGGUCCUCCCGGCGUGGGUUCUGACUCUCGGCCCAGCGCCCCGAAGGCCGGCUCGGUGCCCAAGGUCCCGAUCGUCGGCCGAAAGGAGCGCUCAGGUUUUGUCAGCAACAUGCCUAACUUCCAGAGGCUUGGGGACACACUACAAGACCCUCAGCGCUUCCUCACACACUAUCAAAGCACCUUCUGCAACGUUGCUAGCUUUCGAUCGAAUGGGUAACCCAGCAACAGGAGGCAACCACAGGAGCGUUUGGAGGGAAUGGUGCUUACAGAAGUGAAAACCUGUCAGUGAUUAAUAAAGUUCCCCACGACAACCUGCA